This is a messenger RNA of Oncorhynchus keta (chum salmon), 1111 nucleotides long. RefSeq names its product fibronectin type III domain-containing protein 5-like. The transcript has 5 exons. Lineage: Eukaryota; Metazoa; Chordata; Actinopteri; Salmoniformes; Salmonidae. Gene Ontology annotation, molecular function: protein binding. The record is from RefSeq and is a predicted model, not a curated record. The coding region runs from base 434 to 1060 and encodes 208 amino acids.
CCUAAACGACUGUUUAUACUAUAGCCUAACGUUUGUUAAACAGGGUAGCAAACAGUGGUGACGAAUUUUAGGACAACGGAAUUGUCCCGUUACUGAGGUAAUCGUUUCAAAUAAGACCUUUUUUUGUUGUUGGUGUGUGUUCAUCUAACAAGUGACUGUGCCGACCGUGCCCCACCGUAAGCAGCGCACAGACCUGUCCCAGGUGCUGAAACCGCCGGUGUUGCGUUUCUGCAGCAACCAACGACCAAGUUCAGGCUACACCGCCAGUAACCAAUUUUUUUUUAAUGAGAACAGGAAAAGGAGAGCGGGGGAGGAAAGGAUCUUAGCGCGGUGAAUGCUAAGCAACCUACAAGCCGAGGUGUCGGUCCGGCUUUCGCGAGUAAAUGGGAUAUUCGUUUGUCCGGGCAGGAUGUAAAAAAUUGCUUGAAGGAGGAUGGGGAAACAAGGCUUCUCUGCGGCGACACUGCCGCUGCUCGUGUUGGGCUCGCUUACCGUAUCCGUUUCCGCCGGUGACUCGGCCCUGUCGGCUCCUCUCAAUGUGACAAUAAGGGAGCUGGAGGCGAACACAGCCAUAGUCACAUGGGAGAUACUGGAGGGAGAUCCCGUCAUCGGAUUCGCUAUCACACAACAGAAGAAGGAUGUGCGUAUGCUGCGGUAUAUCCAGGAAGUGAACACGACCACGCGCUCCUGUGCAUUGUGGGACUUGGAGGAGGACACGGAGUACAUUGUUCAUGUCCAGAGCGUCAGCAUGGGAGGCAGCAGUCCUCCCAGUGACCCGGUCAGCUUCAGAACUCCCAGAGAGUCUGAGAAACUGGCCUCCACAGUACCAGACCAGGUCGACAGGGAGGAGAUGGAGCAGGCAGUGCAGCUCAGAGUUGGAGAGCUCAUCAUCAUCGUAGUGGUGCUGGUCAUGUGGGCAGGUGUGAUCCUCCUGUUCUGUCGUCAGUAUGACAUCAUCAAAGACAACGAACCCAACAACAACAAGGACAAAGCCAAGACCUCGUCCGAAUGCAGUACGCCCGAACACCCACAGGGAGGCCUACUGCGUAGCAACCUCUGAAACCAGCCCCCACAGUCCACUCAGCUAUAUGGCAAUAACUCAUCCGAUUCC